CUUUUCUCGAUGGCUCCAUCGAUCGAGCACCCACCAGCUGGCAUGUUAUGUUAUGGUGCAUAUAAAGACCUUGGGGUGCUAGUGCAAUCAUCAACAAGCUUAAUAGGUAGCUAGAUCGAUCGAGAAGAUGCCGGAGCAAAUGGUAGCAAGCAGCAUGAGCAAGAUGCUGCAGACGGCAGCAGGUGUCUUCUUCUUCGCCGUGGUCCUGUCGGCAGGCGACGCGGCUGUCGUGGAGCAAACAUUCGUCGUCACCCAGGUGCGUAUGCGGCAUCUGUGCAACGACACGCUGGCGACGGUGGUGAACGGGCAGUUCCCCGGCCCAGCGUUGGAGGCCACUCAAGGGGACACCGUGGUCGUCCACGUGGUCAACAAGUCGCCGCAUGGAAUCACAAUCCACUGGCACGGGGUGAAACAGAGGCUGACGUGCUGGGCCGACGGAGCAGGGAUGGUAACGCAGUGCCCGAUCCAGCCAAACACCAGCUUCACGUACCGGUUCGACGUGGGCGACCAGGUGGGCACCUUGUGGUGGCACGCCCACGUCUCCUUCCUCCGGGCGACCCUGCACGGCAUAAUCGUCAUCCGACCCAAGUCCGUCGCCUACCCGUUUCUCAAGCCCGACAUGGACGUUCCGGUCAUCAUAAGUGAAUGGUGGCAGAAAGACCUGAUCAAAGUGGACAAGAACUUCUCCGUUGGGGGGUCGUUCGAUGAUAACCCCGCCGCAGCUGCCAUCAACGGGAAGCUCGGAGAUCUCUACAACUGCUCGGGGAUAACAGAAGACAACUUCGCUCUUGACGUGGAGCCUGGCAAGACCUACUUGCUUCGGCUGGUGAAUGCGGCGCUCUUCUCGGAGUACUACUUCAAGGUGGCCAGACACAAGCUCACGGUGGUGGGCUCCGAUGCCAACUAUGUCACGCCAUACACCACCGACGUCGUCGCAGUUGCGGCCGGCGAGACGAUCGACGUUCUCAUGGUCGCCGACGCCCCGCCCUGCCAGUACUACAUGGCUGCCUUGGCCAACCAGCCACCGCCACCUGACCCACAGAUCCCGGUGUUCGCCGCCAGAGCGGUAGUUCGGUACACCAGCAUUUCCAGUCGUGCACAACACAUGUGCGGGAAAGAACCUCUCAUGCCUAAGAUGCCUGACCAACACGACACCAUCACCACCGUCUACUUCCACGGCAACCUGACCGGUCUUCCUGGCCACCCGUUGCUGCCUCAGAUCCGAGGCCACGUCCACGAGCGUCUAUACCUCACGCUCGGCAAGGGCUCCAUAUGCAGAGACAGGAACAAGACCUUUUGCAAGAGAGGGGGAAACCCGGAGUCCUUUGAGGUGGCAUACAUCAACAACGUCUCCUUCCAUCUCCCAGAGAAGAUAGCGCUGCUUGAAGCACGAUACCAUGGCAAGAUCACGAACGGCAAUAGCAGCUGGAAUGGCGGCAUGCCCGUGGAAGAUCUGCCCAGCAAGCCGCCAAGGGCGUUCGACUUCACCGACAAGGCGUUGAUACCAUCCGUCCCUGGCGGGAAGCUGGAGGAGCUGGAGCCGACGCGGAAGGCAACCAUGACGCGACGGUUCGGUUACAACACAACGGUGGAGGUGGUGUUCCAGAGCACGGCCACGAUGCAAAGCGACUCCAACCCGAUGCACCUCCACGGCCAUGAUUUCUUCGUGCUCGCACACGGCCUCGGCAACUACGACGCCAAGAGGGACGUGAAGAGCUACAACCUGGUGGACCCGCCGAAGAAGAACACGGUGCAGGUGCCGAGGCUCGGGUGGGCGGCCAUCCGGUUCGUCGCUGACAACCCGGGGGCAUGGUUCAUGCACUGCCACUUCGAAUUCCACAUCGCCAUGGGCAUGGCGGCAGUGUUCGAGGUGGAGAACGGGCCAAUGCCGGAGACAAGUCUGCCCCCGCCACCUUUGGAUCUUCCAAAGUGCACAAAACAACGCGCAGACGUUAGCUUCAUAUAAUACUAGGUGAUUCCUCGCACGCUGAUGUGGAAAAUUUUAUUUCCAUAUUUGCACAAUAAGCAAAAAAAGAAAUUUUAAUAUUCUAGAACCAAACAACAUUAUCAUAAAAAAUAGAGUAAAUUUCACAAAA
Molecule: messenger RNA, 2096 nt
Organism: Brachypodium distachyon (stiff brome)
Lineage: Eukaryota; Viridiplantae; Streptophyta; Magnoliopsida; Poales; Poaceae
Product: laccase-19
Exons: 5
Coding region: 128-1966 (612 amino acids)
Molecular function (GO): copper ion binding; oxidoreductase activity
Source: RefSeq, a predicted model, not a curated record